AUGAUAGUCUCACUUCCCUUUGGUGUUCCUGAUAAAGAUUUCCUGGCUGAAUCAUCAAGGAAAGCAACAACUUUGAGUCAACAGGGAGAUAACAUUUCUGAUGAUAUAUUUGAGUCAGUUUUAGAAAUUCCCUUCCCCAGAGAGUCACACCCACAACAUGAGAAUAGUGCUCAAAAUUUAAACACUUCAGGUGAGAAUUUUUUUGGGGGGUUGGUGUUUCUUCAAUUAACCAGGAAAAGGAAUUCAUUAUUUCUGCCAAGUUGGUCAGGAAGAAGCUUAAAUUUUCCUCUCUCUAACAUUUGUGUUUGUGGGCAGGAUUACGUACCUACUGUUUUUGACAAUUUCAGUGCUAACGUGGUUGUGGAUGGGAACAUUGUCAACUUGGGAUUGUGGGAUACAGCUGGUCAAGAAGAUUAUAGCAGAUUAAGGCCACUAAGUUACAGAGGAGCAGACAUUUUUGUUUUGGCUUUCUCCUUGCUCAGCAGGGCAAGCUAUGAAAAUGUUCUCAAGAAGUGGAUGCCUGAACUUCGUCGAUUUGCACCAAAUGUUCCUAUUAUUCUUGUGGGGACAAAAUUAGAUCUUCGCGAUGACAGAGGAUAUCUGGCUGAUCAUAUGGGCUCCGGUGCAAUAACAUCUGCUCAAGGAGAGGAGCUAAGGAAACAAAUUGGAGCUGCAGCUUAUAUCGAGUGUAGCUCUAAAACUCAACAGAAUAUCAAAGCUGUUUUUGAUACUGCAAUCAAAGUUGUGCUUCAGCCUCCAAGGAGGAAGGAGAUAGCAAAGAAGAGGAAGCGUAGAAGUUAUGGUUGCUCAAUUGUGAGCUGCAUCACUUGUGGAGGUUGUGCUGCGUAGGACACAUGCAACAGGGGUUGUAUUUGUAAUGUGUAGUGCCAACCACUUUUUGGGAUGUACUUAUUGCAUGUGUCUGUGAAUUACGAUUACCAACUUAUGGGACAGAGGGAAUUUUUUCGUUCUCUCAGGCCCCUUGGUAUUGGUGGGAAACUCUUUUGAUUUGUUAUAGCUGUGAAUUAUGAUUAGAUUGCAAA
Messenger RNA from Macadamia integrifolia, 1043 nucleotides. Its product is annotated as rac-like GTP-binding protein ARAC7. The transcript is spliced from 8 exons. Gene Ontology annotation, cellular component: cytoplasmic vesicle; plasma membrane; cell projection. The record is from RefSeq and is a predicted model, not a curated record. Gene Ontology annotation, biological process: regulation of actin cytoskeleton organization; establishment or maintenance of cell polarity; small GTPase-mediated signal transduction. Lineage: Eukaryota; Viridiplantae; Streptophyta; Magnoliopsida; Proteales; Proteaceae. Gene Ontology annotation, molecular function: protein kinase binding; GTPase activity; GTP binding. Bases 1 to 849 code for a protein of 282 amino acids.